Messenger RNA from Neopsephotus bourkii (Bourke's parrot), 423 nucleotides. RefSeq names its product ribosomal protein S21 (gene RPS21). Gene Ontology annotation, cellular component: cytosolic small ribosomal subunit; ribosome. Bases 119 to 370 code for a protein of 83 amino acids. The transcript has 6 exons. Gene Ontology annotation, molecular function: structural constituent of ribosome. Lineage: Eukaryota; Metazoa; Chordata; Aves; Psittaciformes; Psittacidae. The record is from RefSeq and is a predicted model, not a curated record. Gene Ontology annotation, biological process: endonucleolytic cleavage in ITS1 to separate SSU-rRNA from 5.8S rRNA and LSU-rRNA from tricistronic rRNA transcript (SSU-rRNA, 5.8S rRNA, LSU-rRNA); endonucleolytic cleavage to generate mature 3'-end of SSU-rRNA from (SSU-rRNA, 5.8S rRNA, LSU-rRNA); translation.
UGCGCUGCCCCCUUCCAAGCUAUUUCCGGUUCCGCCGCCCGCCCUCCUUCCCUUUCCGCCGCGGCACACGCGAGGUGUUACCGCUUGGUGCCUGUGCCUCCGCCGCCACCCCAGCGAGAUGCAGAACGACGCCGGGGAGUUUGUGGACCUCUACGUCCCUCGGAAGUGCUCUGCUAGCAACCGCAUAAUCGGCGCUAAGGAUCAUGCUUCUAUUCAGAUAAAUAUUUCGGAGGUUGACAAGGUAACGGGCAGAGUAAACGGCCAGUUCAAAACAUACGCCAUCUGUGGACCAAUUCGUCGAAUGGGUGAAUCAGAUGAUUCCAUCCUGCGUCUGGCAAAAAAUGACGGAAUUGUUUCCAAGAAUUUCUAACUGAAGAAACUCUGGUAUGGAACAUCUGAUGUAAAAUAAACACUUCAGACCUA